CUCCCCCUCGCCCCCUCUCCUUGCCCCCCCUCGCCCCCCCCCUCGCUCUCCCCCUCACCUCCCACUCCCCGCGGCGUCCACGACGUGACGGGCCCCGCCGACAACUACCGUCGCCGGCCUUGCCGCUGGGGUGCAACCGCGCCUAACCCGUGACCCUUGACCCUUAACCCCAGGUCUCCCUCCUUUCUCUGCCUCCUCUCCCCAUUUUCCCCAGUUUCUCUCCCUGGUCUCCCUCCCCCCCACCCCGCCGUGCCCGUGAUCUCCUUUUGUCUGCUCCCCCAUUUGCCCCCUACGCUCCCGCUCCCCCGUUUCGCCGCCGCCGCGUUCUGCCGCCGGGACGGCGAGCGUUCGGCACGGCUAGCGCGAGACUCCGGUCAAACCCGCACGGUAAUCCGUGUUCGGUUUGGCACCGAGCGAUCGUCGGCCGGCGUAGUCCGAGUGCGGCGUUUCCUUGUGAGCGCGGAGCUCGACGGAUGCCCUCGCCCAUCGACAAAGCUUGGCUCCUGCGGUGUCGUCAAACGCACGCCGUCGACGAAGUCCCUAAUGUCACGUUGACAAAAUAUAAACAUGUUGUACUUUCUGUCAUUCACGCUGUCGUCUCCUAACCCUAUGAGGCCGUGGUUAUGCCCGUGGGGGAGAGGCCGAGCGGCUGGUGCCAGCGCCGUAACUUUCCAGGGCAUGGUGCCGUGCCGUGGCUCAGUGUAACCCACGGCUAAAAUUCCGCGUAAACCAGCGUUUGAGUCGCGGCUGGAAUCGGAGCCAUGGAUUGGUGUGGCCUCGUCUCGCGAUCUGUGCCGGGGCGACCGGGAAGUUUAUUAAAUUCCCGUCAUAGUUUUCAGAGCUCGGAGACUUGAGACGUUCCGUGCAUUGGUUGCGUGCCAGCUUUUCUCCGCAUCGCUGCCGAUAUCCCCCGCGAAGGCAAUAUUAUACCAGAGCAGUAUUGUGUGUGUGUGCUUGUGUGUGCGUGUGUGCGUGUGUGUGCUUGUGUGUGCGUGUGUGCGCUUGUGUGUGCGUGUGUGUGCUUGUGUGUGCGUGUGUGUGCUUGUGUGUGCGUGUGUGUGCUUGUGUGUGCUUGUGUGUGCGUGUGUGUGCUUGUGUGUGCGUGCGCGCGUGCGCUUGAUGAUCGUUCGCUGCGUUUGUGCCACCAUAGCGAGAUCGCUCGUCAGGUUGGUGUACGAGUUGUGGUUAACCAGCACAGUCUUCAUCCAAUAAAGAUGUUCGAUAUUUAACGUCGAACGCCGUCCUUUCUCGCACCUCUUGUCUCCGGCGUUCCCCCCCCCCUCUCCCCGAGUAGCUUUCACUUCGCUGAAACAGGGACAUCUCGGCCCCUAUCUUUGCAUGCUUUCAUCAGUGCUGCAUGUCUCCGGUCGUUACGCCGAUGACAAAAUCUGUUUUAUGAUGGAAGAAAACGUCGUGGUCUGAACUCCGUCCGGGGAGGCAGUUUACCCGAAGCAGCCGCCGCGCCAUCUCGGUAUCCGGUGCAGCAUGACACGCGGAGACUGGCACACGCCGACGUUGGUAUUCCCGGUAGCGCCCGGACCUUCGACCGGAGACCACGCCGAACAAUUUGCCUCUCGGUGUAAAGGUCACGGCCUGAAUCGAUCGCGCCGCCUCGCCUGGGUGUUCCGGAAGCCUCCUUUCCGCUCCACACCCACGCGGGCCGGGGGUCGCCCGGCUAGCGGGGCAAAGGUCACCGCCGCCGUGCGGACCGUGCCGAGGGUCACAGCUGAGCUGCGUCUAUGGCGGACGCGGAGAGCGGGGUGGAGCGGCGGGGAGCGUUCCGCCUGCAGGCUGUGUUGGACGCGUUCCGCGGUUGCGUGGACGAGCAGGGGGACGUGUUGCUGGCGGAAUACCUGCUCGGGUGGAAGGAGCUGGUGAGGUUCAUUAACGGCCUGGGCGCUGUCUUCUCCUUCAUCUCGAGGGACGCGGCAACGAAGAUCAACAUCCUGCAGGGCCUGCUCGACAGAGAGGAGGCGCACAACUACCGCACCCUACAGGCCAUGGCCCGACUGGAGGUGGCCCGCACUCCGGCAUUCUCUGCAGCACCCGGCCACGUACACUCGGGCUGCCGCGACUUCCUGCGCCUGCACCGCGCGCUGUUAUGGCUGCACCUGUUCCUGGAGAAGCUGCGCAUGAGCGACGAGUCCUCGGAGCGGCCCUCCGUCCUGUGCGCCGAGGCGUACGGGGCCUCUCUCGCUCAGCAUCACCCGUGGCUGGUGCGCAGGGCCUCGGCCCUGGCAUUCCGCACGCUGCCCACCCGCCAGGUCUUCCUGGCCCGGCUGGGAGCGGGCCCCGAGAAGGAGGUUCUGGCCAUGCUGGGAGAAACGGUACCGGCAAUCGUGAAGGUGUAUGACAUCUCGCAGUGCCUCUACGAGCACUACCAGAUCCUCUCCCUGCCGUAGGAAAGGGUUUGGCGAUUCACCCUGAAGUUGGAAAGUUCGGAAACAUGAUGGUAUUUGAUGGCGACCGUCGAUGGAGCAUGCAGGUGUACGCGGAUCCAUCUGUGCAGAGCACUAAAACUAAUUCUGCCUGAUUAUUUUCAUAAAAAUUCCUUUUUUGAAAAAAAU
This is a messenger RNA of Petromyzon marinus (sea lamprey), 2567 nucleotides long. Its product is annotated as ceramide-1-phosphate transfer protein-like. Gene Ontology annotation, molecular function: ceramide 1-phosphate binding; ceramide 1-phosphate transfer activity. NCBI's taxonomy places the organism in Eukaryota, Metazoa, Chordata, Hyperoartia, Petromyzontiformes, Petromyzontidae. Gene Ontology annotation, biological process: intermembrane lipid transfer; ceramide transport. The record is from RefSeq and is a predicted model, not a curated record. Gene Ontology annotation, cellular component: cytoplasm; cytosol; membrane.